Messenger RNA from Sarcophilus harrisii (Tasmanian devil), 1842 nucleotides. It is a transcript of the gene SLC47A2, whose product is annotated as solute carrier family 47 member 2. Bases 118 to 1842 code for a protein of 574 amino acids. The record is from RefSeq and is a predicted model, not a curated record. Gene Ontology annotation, cellular component: membrane. The transcript is spliced from 17 exons. Lineage: Eukaryota; Metazoa; Chordata; Mammalia; Dasyuromorphia; Dasyuridae. Gene Ontology annotation, biological process: xenobiotic detoxification by transmembrane export across the plasma membrane. Gene Ontology annotation, molecular function: xenobiotic transmembrane transporter activity; antiporter activity.
GACUAAGGGUUUCUAGUCUCAGAUCCAGCUUUCUGCCUACAAGUUAAAUUGCAGGGUCCAAGGAACAGCUCUCCACCGACCCUAUUGCAGCGGAAGGCUCUAAAGCCUGGGAUCAGAAUGGACCCGGCCCCGGGAAUCACUGCCGAGGGUCCUUCUGGAGACAACAAGAGCAGGGGGCAGGUGCCCCCACGGAAGGGACUGCGAAGGAUCAUCCCAGAAGGCUUUGGGGCGGAAGUCUGGAGUCUUUUCAAACUCUCGGGACCCUUGUUCCUGUUCCAGCUAUUAAUUUUCAUGAUCUUUGUGGUGAGCACCGUGUUCUGUGGGCACCUGGGAAAGCUGGAGUUGGCCUCCGUGACCCUGGCCGUGGCGUUUGUCAACAUUUGCGGAGUUUCGGUGGGCUACGGCAUGGCGUCGGCCUGCGACACCCUGAUGUCUCAGACUUAUGGAAGCGCCAACAAGAAGCACGUGGGGGUCAUCCUGCAAAGGGGGAUCCUGAUCCUGCUGCUGUGCUGCUUCCCCUGCUGGGCCCUCUUCAUUAACACAGAGGAGAUCCUUCUCCUCCUCAGGCAAGACCCCGACGUGUCCAGGAUCACUCAGGAAUAUGUGAUGAACUUCAUUCCUGCUCUUCCUGCAAUUUUCCUUUAUGCCUUGGAAGUGAAAUAUCUGCAAAAUCAGGGCAUUGUCUGGCCUCAGGUUCUCAGCAGCAUUCUGGGAAAUGGUGUCAAUGGCUUGGCUAACUACAUCUUUGUCUACAUUUUCAAUCUGGGAGUGCCGGGCUCUGCUUUGGCUAACACCAUUUCCCAGUUCAUCCAGGCCAUUGCCCUUUUCCUGUAUGUUGUGGUGAGAAAACUCUACCUGGAAACAUGGGGAGGGUGGUCCCUCCAGUGCCUGCAGGAGUGGGAAGCCUUCUUGUCUCUGGCCAUCCCGGGCAUGCUCAUGAUCUGUAUCGAGUGGUGGGCUUAUGAGAUUGGGAGCCUCCUCAUAGGUCUGCUCAGCGUGGUGGAGCUGUCUGCCCAAUCCAUAAUUUAUGAGGUGUCAACUAUUAUGUACAUGAUUCCUCUUGGAUUUGGCUCUGCUGUCUGCGUCAGAGUGGGGAACGCACUGGGUGCCGGGGACACUCAGGCGGCUAAGAGAUCUUCGGUUACUGGGGUGCUAUGCACUGUUGGCAUCUUUUUUGUCAUUGGCUCCCUGCUAACCAUCUUCAAGGAUGUCCUGGGAUGGAUUUUUACCAAUGAUGAGGAAGUCAACGCCCUGGUGAGCUGGGUCAUGCCGGUCUACAUCGUCUAUAACCUGUUUGAGUCGCUCUGUUGUGUCUGCGGCGCCGUGCUGAGAGGAACUGGCAGGCUCAUCUUUGGGGCUGCCGUGAAUGCCGUGGCCUACUACGCCAUCGGGCUCCCCAUCGGGGCCGUGCUGGUGUUUGUGGUGAAGAUCGGAGUCAUAGGCCUCUGGCUGGGGAUGCUGGUCUGCGUCAUCCUGGCCACCAUCACCUUCAUCACCUACACCGCCAGGAUUAAUUGGAAGCUGGCUGCAGAGGAGGCUCAGAAACGGGCCGGCCUUCACCAGCCAGAGUCCCAGAGCACAGGCCCCAGGCAGGGGCCGGGCAGGAUGGCCUUUUCCUCAGUGGCUACAGGUAGCAACCCUGGGAUUGUUCUGACGAGGUACUCAAAAGCCGAGAGCCAGGCAGACCUCUUGCCACCUCUGGAAGCAGCGUCCACUCUUUCUACCGCUGGCAAUGUGUUGUCACUCAAGCAGCUGAUUGUCCGCCGGGGGCUUUCUCUUCUGGGGGCGGUCGCAGUGCUGAUUCUAGGGGUCAUGAUCAAGAUCAUGACUUCCAAGCACUAG